Messenger RNA from Miscanthus lutarioriparius, 501 nucleotides. The record is from the annotation of a GenBank genome assembly. Lineage: Eukaryota; Viridiplantae; Streptophyta; Magnoliopsida; Poales; Poaceae.
AUGGUUGAAAUCAUGAACGUUAGCAAGACAAGGCUGUGUGGGAAAAUUCUGAAGAAGCUCAUGGAUCACAAAGGUGGUUGGCUUUUUCAUAAACCAGUUGACCCUGUUCUUUAUGGGAUUCCUGAUUACUUUGAUGUUAUCCGCAACACAAUGGACUUGGGCACUGUUAAGAAGAAACUCACAAACAAGCAAUAUGUUACAGCCAGUGAAUUUGCAGCAGAUGUGAGGCUUACAUUCUCAAAUGCAAUGAAGUAUAAUCCUCCAGGAAAUGAUGUCCAUGCAGUUGCUGAACAGUUGAAUAGAAUAUUUGACUCAGAAUGGAGAUCAGUGGUAAGAAAAUGGAGCGGCAGGAACCCAAGACAAGAACAACCACCAAUGAAGGCAGUAAAGGCUCAGGCUGCCAUAAACUUGAAGUCUGCAAUCCCUAGAGGGCUGGUCACAUGCUCAAAUUCACUAGCAAAGGAACCCUCAAUAAAUGCAAUGUCCUCCAAAGUAGGAUAA